Messenger RNA from Thermochaetoides thermophila DSM 1495, 1707 nucleotides. RefSeq lists its product as uncharacterized. The coding region runs from base 1 to 1707 and encodes 568 amino acids. NCBI's taxonomy places the organism in Eukaryota, Fungi, Ascomycota, Sordariomycetes, Sordariales, Chaetomiaceae. Gene Ontology annotation, cellular component: mitochondrion. Gene Ontology annotation, molecular function: D-lactate dehydrogenase (NAD+) activity; D-lactate dehydrogenase (cytochrome) activity; FAD binding. The transcript has a single exon. The record is from RefSeq and is a predicted model, not a curated record. Gene Ontology annotation, biological process: lactate catabolic process.
AUGCCAGGACAACAUCUUUUGGGCCUUCGUGCACGCCCUGGACUGGGCCGUCUUAUGGCCGCAACCCGAAUUACACCGCUAGUUCAUCAUCAACUACGGCACUCUUCGACUGCUGCUCCUCGGAGGGGUCCAGGCCCCCUAACCCUCACCCUCACAUCCGCAGUCGCCCUCACUCUCGGCCUAUCCAUUGGCACGCUUUACGGCCGCCUCACUUCCCCUAGCAAACCCCUCCAAUUGGAGAGCCAUGGCCCAAACUCAACCUCAUCCUCCCUAAAUGGGCCUGUGUAUGCCCCCCGCAUGGAACAACUCCACGCUGCCGAAGAAAUCGCCCGUCUCCUUGGGCAAGACGCCGUCGCCUACGAUGAAGACGAGCUCGAGGCUAGGGGGCAUUCGGACUGGAGUACUUCCAAUUCUCCAGAGCGUGCAGUCGCGGUAGUGUACCCCCGUUCAACGGAGGACGUAGUCACCAUUGCGAAGAUUUGCAACCGGCGCAACGUGCCCAUGGUCCCAUACGGCGCCGGGUCGUCGGUAGAAGGGAAUUUUUCGCAGCCCCAUGGGGGAAUAAUCAUCGAUUUUCGACGGAUGGAUCAGGUCGUGGCGGUUCACCCGGAAGAUAUGGAUGUUGUUGUGCAGCCUGGUGUGAACUGGGUCGAGCUAAACAAGCGUUUGACUCAGCAAGGGCUCUUCUUCCCCAUGGACCCCUCCCCGACUGCCACGAUCGGGGGGAUGGUGAGCACCAACUGCUCGGGGACAAAUGCCUUCCGGUAUGGGACGAUGAAGGACUGGGUGGUGAACCUGACUGUUGUGUUGCCUGACGGAAGGGUGGUCAAGACGAGGAGAAGGCCGAGAAAAUCAUCUGCGGGGUAUAACCUUACCCAGCUGUUUGUUGGGGCUGAAGGGACGUUGGGGAUGGUGACCGAGAUUACCUUGAAGUUGGCCCCAGUGCCAGAGGAGACUUCCGUCGCGGUCGUGCCAUUCAGGGACGUGAAGGACGCAGCGGCAGGGGCGGCCGCCCUAAUCAGGGCUGGUAUCACGGGCCUGGCGGCGAUAGAAAUCAUGGAUGAGCGACAGAUGGAGAUAUUGAACAAGUAUGGAAGUGCAACAGUCAAGCAGCGGCAUUGGGCCGAGCAGCCAACGCUGUUUCUCAAGUUUGCGGCAACCAAGGAGACGAUUGGGCCAGAUAUUUUACGAACUGAAAGGAUCCUUACGGAAGCUGUAGGGAAAGUUCCGUUCGAAUUUGCUCGGACGAAGGAGGAGGAGCAUGCCCUUUGGGCAGGGAGGAAGGAAAGCUUGUUCACGAUGGCGAGUAUCAGGCCUGAGGGGACACAGAUGUGGUCUACCGACGUGGCAGUUCCUAUCUCGAGGCUGGCGGACAUGAUUGAGUGGAGUAAGAAGGAGUGCUCGCAGUUGGGCAUUUUUGCGAGCGUCGUGGGCCAUGUUGGAGACGGGAAUUUCCACGUUGCGAUGAUGUAUGACCCCAGAGACAAGGAGCAGACGGCUGCUGUGGAGAGGUGUGUGAAGGGGAUGAUGAAGAAGGCUUUGGAAAUGGAGGGCACGGUCAGCGGUGAACACGGCAUCGGCAUUGGGAAGAAGGGGUCAUUGAGGGAAGAGGUAGGCGAGGAGACCAUCGAGCUGAUGAGACGGAUUAAGAGAGCAGUCGACCCCAAGUGGGUAAUGAAUCCUGGAAAGAUAUUCGACUGGAAGUAG